GGGCGGGCGCGGGGAUGAGCGUGGGCGGCCGCCGCCAUGUCCAAGGUAACGGCGCCCGGGCCCGGGCCGGCGGCGGGCGGGAAGGAGAAGCGCUCCUUCAGCAAGCGGCUGUUUCGGAGCGGCCGCGCGGGCGGCGGCGCGGGGGCCCCCGGAGCGCCCGGGCCGGCCGCGCCCUCGCCGUCGGCGGCGCGCUCGGUGGGCAGCUUCAUGAGCCGCGUCCUCCGGACGCUGUCCACGCUCUCGCACCUGAGCUCCGAGGGCGGCAGCUCGGACCGCGGCCCCCUCCACGGCUGCUUCCCGCCCGCGCCCGCGCCGCCGCCCGGCCCGCCGCCCGCGCCGCCCGCGCCGCCCGCCUGCGAGCCGGUGCCCGGCGUGGCGGGGCUCCGCAACCACGGCAACACGUGCUUCAUGAACGCCACGCUGCAGUGCCUCAGCAACACCGAGCUCUUCGCCGAGUACCUGGCGCUCGGCCAGUACCGCGCCGGCCGGCCCGAGCCCGAGCCCGAGCCCGAGCCGCCCGCCGGCGCCCCCGCGGGCGAGGUCACCGAGCAGCUGGCGCACCUGGUGCGCGCCCUCUGGACGCUGGAGUACACGCCGCAGCACAGCCGCGACUUCAAGAGUAUUGUGUCAAAGAAUGCACUGCAGUACCGGGGGAACUCCCAGCACGAUGCCCAGGAGUUUCUGUUGUGGCUUUUGGACCGAGUUCAUGAAGACCUCAAUCAUGCUGUGAAGCAGAGCGGCCAGCCUCCUGUGAAGCCACCAUCAGAGUCUGAUAUGAUGCCUGAGGGACCAUCUUUUCCAGUCUGUAGCACUUUUGUACAAGAACUUUUUCAAGCCCAAUACAGAUCCUCCCUGACAUGUCCUCAUUGUCAGAAGCAGAGCAACACUUUUGACCCUUUCCUCUGCAUUUCUUUGCCAAUCCCUCUGCCCUACACAAGGCCUCUCUAUGUCACCGUAGUGUACCAAGGAAAGUGUUCUCACUGCAUGCGGAUUGGCGUGGCUGUGCCUCUGUCGGGGACUGUCGCCAGACUUCGGGAAGCAGUGUCUCUGGAAACAAAGAUCCCCACUGACCAGAUUGUGUUAACAGAAAUGUACUAUGAUGGGUUCCAUCGUUCCUUUUGUGACACAGAUGACCUGGAAACAGUCCAUGAAAGCGACUGCAUUUUUGCCUUUGAGACUCCAGAAAUAUUCAGGCCUGAAGGAAUUCUCAGUCAGAGAGGAAUUCACUUAAACAACAAUCUGAACCACUUAACAGUUGGCUUGGCCCAUCAUAGACUGUCUUCUGCACAUGCAGCAGCAAAGCAGGGGAAAGUGGAGCUGCCCGUGACGAGAGCAGAGAGUGACAAGAUCGUCCUGCUGGUGUGCAACCGCGCCUGCACCGGGCAGCAGGGAAAGAGGUUUGGACAGCCUUUUGUGCUGCACUUGGAGAAGACAGUAGCCUGGGACCUGCUGCAGAAGGAAAUCUUGGAGAAGAUGAAAUAUUUCCUGAGGCCCACGGUUUGCAUUCAGGUGUGUCCUUUCAGUUUGCGUGUGGUCAGUGUGGUGGGAAUAACAUACUUGCUGCCCCAGGAAGAACAGCCACUGUGCCACCCAACGGUAGAAAGGGCAUUAAAAUCGUGUGGACCGGGUGGCACUGCUCAUGUGAAAUUAGUGGUAGAAUGGGACAAGGAGACAAAAGAUUUCUUGUUUGUAAAUACUGAAGAUGAGUAUAUCCCUGAUGCAGAGAGUGUCCGUCUGCAACGGGAGCGUCAUCAUCAGCCUCAAACUUGCACUUUAUCCCAGUGUUUCCAACUCUACACCAAAGAGGAGCGGCUGGCCCCCGACGACGCCUGGCGCUGCCCGCACUGCAAGCAGCUGCAGCAGGGGAGCAUCACGCUGAGCCUGUGGACGCUGCCGGACGUGCUCAUCGUCCACCUGAAGCGGUUCCGGCAGGAAGGAGACAGGCGUGUGAAACUUCAGAACAUGGUCAAGUUCCCCUUGACUGGCCUGGACAUGACGCCUCAUGUGGUUAAGAGAAGCCAGAGCAGCUGGAGUUUGCCAUCCCAUUGGUCUCCAUGGCGACGACCUUAUGGACUCGGGAGGGACCCUGAGGACUACGUCUAUGACCUGUAUGCUGUGUGCAAUCAUCAUGGCACCAUGCAAGGGGGGCACUACACAGCCUACUGUAAGAACUCCGUGGACGGGCUCUGGUACUGCUUUGAUGACAGUGACGUGCAGCAGCUGUCGGAAGAUGAGGUCUGCACACAGACGGCCUACAUCCUCUUCUAUCAGCGGAGGACAGCAAUACCGUCAUGGUCGGCCAACAGCUCGGUGGCAGGCUCCACGAGCUCCUCCCUGUGCGAGCACUGGGUGAGCCGGCUGCCGGGGAGCAAGCCCGCCAGCGCCACCUCGGCAGCUUCUUCCCGACGAACCUCCCUGGCCUCGCUGUCUGAGUCCGUGGAGAUGACGGGGGAGAGGAGUGAAGACGAUGGAGGUUUCUCGACGCGACCGUUCGUGAGGAGUGUCCAGCGCCAGAGCUUGUCAUCCAGGUCUUCUGUCACCAGCCCCUUGGCCGUCCAUGAAAACUGCAUCAGACCUUCUUGGUCCCUGUCUGCCAAGCUGCAGAUGCGCUCCAGCUCUCCUUCCCGGUUCUCAGGGGACUCUCCGGUUCACGCCUCCACCUCCACCUUGGAGAAGAUCGGGGAGGCGGUGGAUGACAAGGCCUCCAUCUCUUGCUUUGGUAGCUUGAGGAGCCUUUCUAGCAGUUCCCAGGACCCGGGCGGCGCUCCCAGUCGACGGGAGCACAAGGCUGCAGGCCGGGCCCCUCUGGCUGUCAUGGAAGGCGUGUGCAGAGACGAGCCAGACUCCCACAGAUCAAACUCCGGUGUGGCAGACACACAGAGCAAACACUCAGCACAAGGGGCUCGCUUGCCCCCCGUGUCUGAUCCAUUUGAUAACAAUAACCAGAUAGCUUACGUGGAUCAGAGCGAUUCUGUAGAUAGCUCUCCCGUCAAAGAGGUGAAACCCCCAAGCCACCCAGGCUCCCUCACAAAGAAACCAGAGAGCACAACCAAGAGUUCCCCCAGCUGCAAAGGCGCGUCUGAGCCCGACAGAAGCUUGCGGAAGGGGAGGUCGGUCUUGGCGAGCCGGGGGUCAUCUCAGUCCAGCACCUCCCCUUCCUCUCCGGUUCCUGCCAAAGUUUCUGUGAAGCCCUCCCGAUCCCGAAGCAAAGCGGAGUCUUUCAGGGCCCCUACCCCUCCCAGGAAGGAGCCCUCCCCCAGAGCCCAGGACUCGGUGGCCUCUCCUUCGGCCCAGAAGCCGAAGGCAGCUUCUUCCCUCGGGUGCACUGCUUCCUCCACCCCUGCCAAAAAGGCCUCGGGCCCUGCCGCCAGGGGCCCCUGCCCACCAGGGAAGGGCAGGACUGCGGAGCGGAGCCUAAGUGGAGAGGGCUCCAGACAAAGCCUGGUUUCUGACCGAGCCGGGGUCCCCUCCAGCUCCAAGCCCAACUCCCCUCGGGGGAGCCAGGCCAGGGCGGGGGAGGGCCGGGAGGACGGGAAGCAGGUCAGGAGCUCCUCCAUGGCCAGCCUGCGCUCCCCCAACGCGAGUGUGAAGGCUGGUCUGAAGCGGGACAGCAAGUCGGAUGAGAAGGGGCUGUCCUUCUUCAAGUCCGCCUUGAGGCAGAAGGAGACGCGGCGGUCCACUGACCUCGGCAAGACGCCCUUGCUCUCCAAGAAGGCAGGUGGGAGCUCCGUCAGGUCGGCCUGUAAGAACGCCGGGGAGGACAAGGCGGAGAAGGGGCACCGGCCUCCAGCCUCCCAGCAGCCAAAUGCCAGUUCCGUUGGGAAAGAGCAGCUUGCCUCCAAGGACCCUGCUUCUGCUAGACAUCCCCUGCUGUCCAGUCGCAGAUCCAAGUCUUCCCCGCUAGACUGCGGAGCACCCGCAUCUCCUGGUGGCAGGCAGUCCACCGAGAAGUCCUCCCAAAGGUUACCUUCGAGCAUGCCAGCCUCUGCACGGCCUCCGAAACCUCAGUGACGCCGCUGCGCUCCAGUGCGACCUGCGACACGUUUAUUUAUUUAGAACCCUCCCCUCCCACCAAAGCCCUCUAUGCUUUUGUAUUUUUUGGGUCAUGUGCCUGAUGUGUGUGCUUGCGUGCGUGUGUGCGUGCGUGUGUGUGUCUGUGUGUGUGUGUGUGUGCGGAUUUCAAUUGCAAAUUGUUAAAAGCGUCGCCUUAUUCUGCCAUUGAACCAAAUAACAGCCAUAGGCAAAGCAUCAAUACCGAGCUAACUGGAACAAUCACAGAUGAUCCCCUGGACAGUCCCGGUAGCAGUUGUAUAUGUUUCUUUAGAGAACUCUAAUGACUCGUUGGACACUAGGGUCUGGAACCUGGGACCAGUCAAGCUGCUCUGCAGAGGAUGAGUUAUGUGACCUGGGGUUCAGCUGAGCAGGACUUGUCCUCACGGGGACUGCCAUGUGGCACCAGGAGUUCUAAAAACUGUGACACUAACAGACAAACCGAGAGAAAACGGUUGCUUCCUGCACUUUGGCCCCAUCUACCAGUCUUUGUAAAGGGCAAUAUUUUAACACUAAUGUUUCUCAGGUAAAUAUACUCAGCCAGGUUAGGAAGGAUGUGUAAGCGGAUUAGAGAGAAGGUGGCUGUCAGUGACUGUCAGUCCUCCUCCUGCCACACACGGACAGUUUCAGAGGUAGAAGCAGUCUUUCGCUGCUUUCAUAUCGGCAGAGAUGUGGGUCCCAAGAUGUGGCAGAUCGGGUAAAGCCAGUCACUCGUAGUUAAGGUUUUCCCUCCUACAUUUGCUAGUGAAGGCCAUUGGGAGUUUGAAAAGUAGUAGAGCAGUAGAGGAAUCUUUUAAAGAUUCCUGGGAAAAGAAAAAGGAUUCUCAACUGCACACAUGAAUCUCUCCCAUUUCCCUCUGGUGUUGCUUUUUCUGUGUUGGACGUUGAAAGCUCCAUGCCCACGUCUCCACGCUCUGGUAAGUCAUGACGAGGAAAGAAGUUGCUAAGGCCAGAAGUCAGUGGUAGUUGAAGCGACGUGUAACAAAGUAUUACAUACACGUUUCUGAUCCUGCCUGUCGGGCUCAGUGUGACUGCUCUUCGGCAAUUCACUUCCUUCUUCGUGCUUAAGAUUGAAUCUCUCGCCAGAACUCGGCGGGGUCAGCGCAGGUUCUGUGUGGCCCUGUCCAUGCCAAUUGCAUUUUCUGGUUAGACGAGAACCUCACAGACAUCUCACAGAUAAGCAAGAUACUGGUUUUCCAAGCUCUCUGGGGGUAUCCUGGCAAGUUUUAGUUUUUUCCUCCUUUUUCUAAAUGUCAAGAGAGUCUUGGUUCUCAUUCUAUUUGAAUAGCAUUUGUCACUUUGCUAUGAAAUAUAGCAUGCUAUGUUUAUAUGCUUUUAAAUACUAACAUACAAAAAACUCACAGGCUCUUCAACUUCUCCCUGAACUCCUGGUGCAUGGACGCAUGUAUAAUCCCCCUUCAGUCCUGCUGUGUGUGAGGCGACCACACACACAUACACACACACACACACGGCUGUGAAUUCUGCACUGCCUUUUGUUGUUUUUCCAUGAAUACCUCUUGGGAAAUGUUUCCAGUAGGUUACUUAACUUUAUUUUGCUGCUAAUUUGAGCAUUAGCAGGUAACUCACAAGUCUGGAGGCCGUUUUUGUUGAGGGUAGCUGGAAUUUUAGACCCUUGUGAUAGCUAAGACUCCCUCGGCUUGUGGAAGUUGCCGUAGUGCUCCGUGACAUUUCCUGAGCACGCGUGUCUGCCCCGUGCCCAGUCCUAUGGCUCCAGAGCAGCGCUGCUCCUCGGCACAGUGACUGCCGAUGCCCGCCUGCUGGGAUGUUCUCGCUUCUGACCACACGUGGACAGCCGGUCUGUUUGGCAUUGGUUUUCUGUAUCACAAAUGUGGGAGCGCCAGUAUCAGGAAUUCAGUGUUUGUCUUAUUGGAACCUCUCAUCAUCCUUUUGCCGGCAAACCACAUUUGAAAUCUAUCUGCAUCUCUGCAAAGUGUCAGAAUUAUAGUUUGGCUACAUAACAGGUUUUAUGAACACCUUUUGGGGCUAUAAUCAUUUAGGCAUGAAUGGAAGGUAGUUUAAUUUUCACAGUGGUAAAUAUUUUUAUUCUUGAGUGCUUCAGGAAUGGAUUUUCCAUUUGGUUUAGUGUCCUAAAAAGCACACUACAAACUUCUUUAAUUUUCCAUGAGGUCUAGAAAUAAAAUUUCAGUAUCUAUAAAAUUGUAUGCUUAUGAAUUUAGUCCUUGUUUCAGAUUUAAAUGGAAAAGUCAGGAAGUAUUAUGGCAUUGUCUAGGCAUCUCUAAGCGAUUACAUUGCUGCGCUUAAGCAGUGAAAAGUUCAUCCCUGAUCACCAGGCACAGACGUUCAGCCGCCGAGAAGGCUGUCUGGCCCAGAAGUUUGCAGGUCUCUGAGGUGUAGUGUGGGGAGUGGUUACUUGGUUCAGUUCAGGCCUUCGGUAGGUUAGGGACUUGGUGUUGGUUUUGUUUUUUCCCCGGUGACGUUUGGUGCAAUGAGCAAUACGUUUGGGGUUGGAAAUAACCUACUAAGGAUGGUGGGCCUGGGUUUCUGGCCUCAUCCGAGCACUCAUUUCCUGGUGGGCACAGAAUAACCACCAACCAUGGAGUUCGUCUGUCAUGUUUGUCCACUUAAGAAACGUUUCAUUCUGGAUUUCUUUCCAAUGAACACCCCAGGCACUGAGGCUACAGUGUUCCCUAAGUCCCAGGCCUUGCCUUCGUAAUCCCUCCCUAAUGGGCGAGCACGGAGGCUGUUAGGCUCAUGUCAUGCAAGACCAUCUCCCACCUUUUUGUAUUUUCUCUCCCUAAAAGCAGCCUAACAGGGUAAUACUACGCUGGGCCAAUAGGAGCACUUGUGUUUUGGUAAAGUAUUGUAAUUAUCUGAGGCUGCCCUCAACUCUUGUAAUCAUUCUUUCAUCAUUUAUUCAUUCGUUUGUUCAUUCUGACGCAUCGGUUGAGGGCCUGCUCUGCGAGUGAAGGCCAGCUGCAGGCUUCGGGAGUUGGCUGUGGCCGAGGAGCCCUGGGAGUGCAGCUGAUGGACCGGGUGCCAACGGCGCCCUAAGUGGAGUGACAGAGCCAACGGGGUUCUGCUGAUUCGGCCAAGUCCUCUUGAGCAUGUGUGUCCUGGAAACCAAAAGUGUCCUUCACCUCCGGAGGCGCUUUCCUCUCCGUCCACUUUUCCAGACUACGCUGUUUCUAUACUUAGGGCUUGAAAAGGUGGUCGUCCACGCUGGCAGGAGAUGGAUGUGGGGAUUUGCGGGGGGGCGGGGGGCAUUUGAGAGAAAAAUUGUCAUCCCCCUAACUAUCAGGAGAAACAGGAACAGCAUGUGAAGGACGACAGUGGCUGCCUUCAGGAAAAUGGUGCAGAGGAGAGCUGUGAGCAAAACUCAUUCACGUCAAAUAAACAUGUUUUUCAA
Molecule: messenger RNA, 7438 nt
Organism: Myotis myotis
Lineage: Eukaryota; Metazoa; Chordata; Mammalia; Chiroptera; Vespertilionidae
Gene: USP31
Product: ubiquitin specific peptidase 31
Biological process (GO): protein deubiquitination
Molecular function (GO): cysteine-type deubiquitinase activity
Source: RefSeq, a predicted model, not a curated record